Panicum virgatum (switchgrass) is the source of this 750-nucleotide messenger RNA. RefSeq lists its product as uncharacterized. The transcript has a single exon. The coding region runs from base 1 to 750 and encodes 249 amino acids. The record is from RefSeq and is a predicted model, not a curated record. Lineage: Eukaryota; Viridiplantae; Streptophyta; Magnoliopsida; Poales; Poaceae.
AUGACUCAAAGAUCUGUCAGUCAAGUGGAAAAGGAAAGUCAGAGUGAAGAUGAACCUUCAGUGAUGCUAGAUGACAGUAGGAUUCUACCAGAGAAGAGCAGGGUUCGAUCGAGCAAGACAGAUGAGCAUUUCAACAAGUUCAUUGAGAUGAUCAAGCAUCUGAAUAUCACUCUGCCACUAUUUGAUGCAAUUCAAGUUCCCACUUAUGCUAAGUACUUCAAGGAUUUGUUAGCCAAGAAGAAGGAAGUGCCAUCUGAUUGUGUGAAGAUGACAACUGAGUGUAGUGCAGCUAUCAUGGACACUCCUUUGGAGAAGAAGGCAGAUCCGGGAUGUCCCAGCAUUCCAUGCUCUAUUAGUGCACUCAACAUUGACAAGGCUCUAUGCGAUCUAGGAGCAAGUGUUAGUGUGAUGUCCAAGUCAAUGUUCGAUAAGCUAAGACUGCCGAAGCCAGAACCAACUUCCAUGUGUCUAGAGCUAGCUGAUCACUCUGUCAGAUAUCCAGAAGGAGUAGCUGAAGAUGUGCCAGUGCAGAUUGUAGAUAAUCUUGUACUAAUUGACUUCGUUAUUCUAGAGAUGGGAGCAAGCUCAAGGUCACCAUUGAUACUCGGAAGACCUUUCCUCAGGACAGCUCAAGCUAACAUUAAUGUUGGAAAGGGAGAAAUAAAGUUCAACAUCAAUGGAGAAUCUACCUCGUUCAAAUUUCGUCCAAGAUUUGAAGUGUGUAGAGCAAUUGAAGAGGAUGAAGCUUGA